AUGCCCAAGUUUGUGCCCCGGCAGCGAAAGCACAAAGUCCUUGCCCGUCGCAAAAAUGCUGCCGACCCAAGCAAUGGCGUCGACGAUGCCAACACGGCUGAGAUAUUGCCUGUUGAGCAGCAGGAACGCAAUGCGAAGAAGGCAGCGCUGAAGGAAGAGCUCACGCGCGAAGCGCAGGGCAAAAUGUCCAACAAAAAGAAAAAGCGCCUCGAAAAAUACAUUGAUACUAAACUCAAGAAAGAAGAAAGUCUCGAGCUGCUGAAAAAGCUUGCCGCCCAGAAAGUCGACACUACCUUAUUCCAGAGUUCAAAGAAGCUUGGUCGAGGAGCGGAUACAAAGAGGGAAGCUUUGAGGCGUGCGCUUGCCGAAAGCCGGGCUGGGAUAGAUGUAUCACGAGAACGCGCGCAGUCACCAUCGCCAUCUGAUCCGGAAUCCGACACCCGCCAGCCCACAUCCGGGAUCCCUGCAGCAACGCAACAGACAAACGGCCUAUUUGGAAGUGGAUUGAAGAGACCUCUGGAACUGGAUGAUUCAGGCAAGCCAGUAAUACAAGUUCGAAAGCGUCGCAAGGGCCAAACCACAAAACCAGUUGCAAUUGAAGAAGAAGUGGAAUGGGAGGGUUUCAGUUCAGCCGAGGACAACGACAGCCAGAUGGAGGAGGACGAUUCAGCGAACUCCAGUGCGGAGUCUGAAGAUGAAGGCUCUGAAUCUGAGGAAGGCGACUCUUCGGGAUCAGAGCAAAGCGGUUCGGAAGAGGACUCCGAAGACGAGAGCGAUGAAAGCGACACCAGUCUUGAUGAAGAUAAAAAGCUUGCAAAGAAGGAAAGAACAUCGGCUUUCAAGGCUUGGGCAACACAGCAAAGAAACGAACAAGUAGGCUUCACUCCGACUAAUCAGCUCUCUUUCGCGCCCACCCCAGCGAACUUCAAACCUCGAGCUUCCGAGCAAGAUCCUCUGCCUCCUGAACUCGAAACGAAAACGAAGACCGAUGCUACUCGCAAAGCAUUCAGCGUAAACGUCGAUCGAUCGCCCGAAAUACAAGAGUCCAGAAUGCAGUUACCGAUUGUGGCUGAAGAACAAAAGAUCAUGGAGGCGAUACAUAAUAACGACGUAGUUGUAGUUUGGGGUUCCACUGGUAGCGGUAAAACUACCCAAGUGCCGCAAUUUCUUCUUGAGUCAGGCUACGGAGCACCCGAUGGACCAACACCGGGCAUGAUUGGGGUCACUCAACCACGCCGUGUAGCUGCUGUCAGCAUGGCAAAACGUGUUGGCGAUGAGCUUGGAGAUCAAGGCUCUAAAGUGGCAUAUCAGAUUCGCUUUGAUACAACCACAAGCGCUAAAACUGCUAUCAAGUUCAUGACUGAUGGUGUCUUGCUACGAGAGAUAACUCAAGACUUCGUCCUGACAAAGUAUUCUGCUAUCGUCAUUGAUGAGGCCCACGAGCGUAGCGUCAACACCGACAUUCUCAUCGGCAUGCUCAGCAGAAUAGUUGACCUCCGAGCUCAGAUGGUGAAAGAUGAUCCCAAAAACAAGCCCCUGAAACUGAUCAUCAUGUCGGCUACUCUGCGCAUAUCAGAUUUUACAGAAAACAAGCGCUUGUUUAGAAGUGAACCUCCACCGCUCAUCAAGGCCGAAGGUCGCCAAUAUACCGUCGUGAACCACUUUGCGCGCCGUACUCAACGAGACUACGUCGAGGAAAUGUACCGAAAAGUGUGUAGGGGUCACCGGAAGCUGCCCAAGGGCGGCAUGCUCGUAUUCCUUACCGGUCAAAAUGAGAUCUCCCAGUUAGCGAAGCAAUUGAAGCAAGUCUUCUCAUCUACUCAAGGCAAAGAGAUCAAAGCUGGCAAGGUUGUUGUUUCUCCAGCAGAAACACCAUUGGAAGUCGAGGACAUUGAACUGGGCGCACCGACCAAGUCCACGGAUUACGAAGACGAUGAUGGCUCAGACUCCGAAGGUUCAAUAAUAAUGGGCCUUGAUGACGAGGACGACAAAGAAUUUGAGAUUGAAGAUGAGAAGCCCGAAGAAACCGUCAUGAAUGUUCACGUUCUGCCGCUUUAUUCACAAUUGCCUACCAAUCAACAACUACGCGUCUUCGAGUCACCUCCAGAUGGCUCUCGUCUUAUCGUUCUCGCCACAAACGUUGCCGAGACCAGUUUGACAAUACCUGGUAUUCGCUACGUCUUUGAUUGCGGAAGAGCAAAAGAAAAGAAAUACGAUCCGGUUACAGGUGUGCAGAGCUUCGAGGUCGGGUGGAUCAGCAAAGCCAGUGCAAACCAGCGUUCUGGUCGUGCAGGUCGUACUGGACCUGGUCACUGUUACCGCCUGUACUCCUCCGCAGUAUUCGAGCGUGAUUUUGAAGAGUAUGCCGCGCCAGAAAUAUCAAGAACACCUUUAGAGGGUGUGGUGCUACAGCUGAAGAGCAUGGGUGCUCCUGUCGUCAAUUUCCCGUUCCCAACACCACCGGAUCGCGGAAGCCUACAAAAGGCAGAGAACCUACUUUCAUACCUGGGUGCACUGUCAAUCGAUGGAAAAGUCACUAAGCUUGGCCAUGAACUUUCUUUGUAUCCCCUCAACCCACGAUUCGCUCGUAUGGUUGCAAUGGGUGUUGCGCAGAACCUUGUGGCAGAGACCAUUGCAUUGGUGGCCGCCUUGUCAGUGCCAGAACUCAUCAUACCAGAGAACAAACUCGGACUGCGGGAACCAACCAAAGAUCCGGAUGCCACUCGCACUGAGCAGGACAACAUUGAGGCCGAAGAACGCUCACGACUACGGAAAGCCUACAACGCCGCACAAGCGAAGAUGAGUAUCAACGCAAAGCAAAGCGACUGCAUCAAGCUUAGCAACGCAAUCUGUGCCUACGCAUACGAGCCCAACUCGCGAAGAUUCUGCGAAGACAUGUUCCUCAACGCAAAAGCCAUGAACGAAGCCAGUCAACUCCGCCACCAACUCACCAACAUCGUCCGCGCCCACCGACCCACAGCAAUCGGCGGCUACGAGCCCAAACUCCCAGCCCCAUCCGAGCGCAACAUCAACAUCCUCACCCAAAUCUGCGCCGCUGGCUUCAUCGACCAAAUCGCCAUGCGCGCCGACCUCGCCCCCAUCCCCCCGGAUCUACCCAGGAAACCAAAGACCGCAAUCGACGUCCCCUACGUAACCCUCUUCUCCUCGCAAACCGACCGCUCCGACGACGAUCCCCACUCCAAAUACGUCUUCCUGCACCCCUCCUCCCUCCUCGCGCGCACACCGCCCGCCAAAAUGCCAGGCUACAUAAUCUACUCGCACCUCCAACGCGUAGCCACAUCCACCGUUCACGGCAGCAAAACACCAAAAACGCGAAUGCAUCCCCUGACGCCCGUUACACGGCCCCAGAUUAUCAAUAUUGCACUCAACACGCCGUUGCUGCAGGCGAGUAAGCCCAAGGGCAAGAUUGUGGAGUUGUCCAAGGAGAGACGUGAGUGCGAGGUUGAGAUGAGUCUUGUCGGGGAGAAGGGGACGCAGGGGUGGGGAUUGGGGAUUCGGAAGGUGGUGCAGAAGAAGGAGGGGAAUGGAAGGUAUGUUAUUGAGCGGAUAGUUGGGUGA
This is a messenger RNA of Bipolaris zeicola 26-R-13, 3579 nucleotides long. RefSeq lists its product as uncharacterized. The coding region runs from base 1 to 3579 and encodes 1192 amino acids. Lineage: Eukaryota; Fungi; Ascomycota; Dothideomycetes; Pleosporales; Pleosporaceae. Gene Ontology annotation, molecular function: ATP binding; RNA binding. Gene Ontology annotation, cellular component: nucleolus; intracellular anatomical structure. Gene Ontology annotation, biological process: maturation of SSU-rRNA from tricistronic rRNA transcript (SSU-rRNA, 5.8S rRNA, LSU-rRNA). The transcript is spliced from 3 exons. The record is from RefSeq and is a predicted model, not a curated record.